AUGUCUGAUCCUGAUUCUGGAGUAAACUUGCGGCCUCCGCCGCCUUUGCAAAUUUCAAAUAAAACCAAAAAUAUCUGCCAAAUAUGGAAACAGUGGAAAAAUUCUUUCGAAUGGUACGCAGAAGCAACGAAUUUAUCAAAAAAAAGUGCCAAAAAACAAGUUGCGACAUUUAUGACAGUUAUUGGACCUGAAGCUUUAGAAAUUUACGAUUCGUUGGAACUUUCGGAUGCGGAAAAAAAGGAUUUAACACAACAAACAUUUGAUGAAUUUUUGACUCUGAUUAUAAAUCAAGUGAAUAAAUGCCAAUUUGGCGCAUUAAAAGAUGAACUUUUGUGUGAUAAAAUUGUAGUGGGUAUUAUAAACGAUGAAGUUCGUAAAAAAUUAUUAUCUGAAGAUGAACUAAAGUACGAUAAAGCAGUUUCUAUAUGCAGAGCGGCAGAAUUAGCCGAAAAGCAUCUUUCAGAAAUGAAAAUUUCAGAACAACUACAAACACUACCAGUCAAUGAAAUUAGGAAAAAUAAUAUUCGUUCUAGUUCUGAUCAUACUACGGAAAAAUCGAACGACAAUUUUUUUUGUAGAAGAUGUAAUUCCAAACAUGGAAAACGCGCAUGUCCUGCGUAUGGUAAGAAGUGCCAAAAAUGCGGAGUUCCGGGGCACUUUAAAGAAACCUGCCGUACGCGACUACGAAAGGUAAAUACGGUUAGUGAAGAUAAUGAGAAUCAAAAUUCUUCAAUACGUUCAAGUUCUGAGGAAGAUAAUAUUUAUGUGGGGUCCAUUCAAAGUAAUAGUUGUGACAAAAAUGAUUGGAUAGAAAAAUUGAUACUUCCGAAAAACAAAACAGUAAAUUUUAAACUGGAUACGGGUGCUCAAGCCGAUAUUUUAACAAUGGACGAAGUAAAAAAAUCUAAGUUAAUAUUGAUAAAAUCUAAAGUUAAAUCACUCAUAUCAUAUAGUAACAAUAGAACGCCAGUAAUUGGGGAAACAAGCGUGGAAAUACGUACAAAAAGAGGACAAAAAGUUAUAUUAAAAUUCUUAGUUGUAGCCUCGGGACACCAGUGCAUUAUUGGGAAAAAUACAUGUGAAACUUUGGGGCUAGUGAAAAGAGUGGAAACCAUUAAAUACGACAGGGAUUUAUUCACCGGAAUUGGUUGUGCUACCAGUUAUGUUUAUGAUAUUGAUCUUAUAGAUAAUCCAUCGUUUAAAAUCUUUCCGCCAAGGAAAAUUCCAUUUUCAAUAAGAAAUGCAGUCAAAGAAGAGUUGGAAAAAAUGGUAAAAAAUAAAAUAAUAGCUCCAAUGACGGAACCAGCACAAGCAGUUUCCCCGAUGGUGGUAGUUUGGAAAAACAAUAAACCCAGAAUUUGUAUCGAUUUAACUGACGUAAACAAAAAUGUCAGACGUAGACAAUUUCCGCUUAAAACAAUAGAGGAAGUGGCGGUAAAACUACACAAUUCAUCAAUAUUUACGAAAUUAGAUUGUGCGAAAGGGUUUUGGCAAAUCCCAGUUACUGAUCGAACUUCGAAAUACUUGGGGAUAGCCACUCCGUGGGGUAGAUAUUGUAGUUUACGGCUACCAUUUGGAUUAGCAUCAGCUCCCGAAGUGUUUCAGUGUUGGAUGUCUUCGUUACUGGGCGAUUUAGAGGGAGUGGAAGUAGCCAUAGAUGAUAUAUUAAUACAUGCGUCGUGUGAAGCGGAAAUGGAAACGAUCACGAAAACAGACACAUCGUAUCAAAACAUGGCCUAG
Molecule: messenger RNA, 1740 nt
Organism: Chrysoperla carnea
Lineage: Eukaryota; Metazoa; Arthropoda; Insecta; Neuroptera; Chrysopidae
Exons: 3
Coding region: 1-1740 (579 amino acids)
Molecular function (GO): zinc ion binding; nucleic acid binding
Source: RefSeq, a predicted model, not a curated record